Molecule: messenger RNA, 1509 nt
Organism: Trichomonas vaginalis G3
Lineage: Eukaryota; Parabasalia; Trichomonadida; Trichomonadidae
Product: pectin lyase-like family
Exons: 1
Coding region: 1-1509 (502 amino acids)
Source: RefSeq, a predicted model, not a curated record
AUGAUCAACGUCACACUUUUGCAUUUGUCAUUAGUAAAGUUUGACCGAUCACCUAUAUUUUCAUCAAUUGUCAACCUCAAAGUCCAACAUUCCUCAUUUUCACGUUUUUUCAGUCCUAUUUUUUAUUCAAUUCGUCCCCUGAGAGUUGAAAAGUCCUCAUUCCGCAAUUCUUUGUCUCCAGUUUACUUAUCUAACGAUGAUACGAGAAAAUAUUAUACAGGAACACAAGAACAAGCUGUUGAAGUAAAUUCAGAUGCAACCGAAGUUAUAUUUGAUAAUUGCAUUUUCCAAGGUGCUAACACCUAUGUCAUAAGUAAUAACAAUAACGCAGUCUUAAGAGUCAUGUGUUCAACGUUUAAUAGUCUUUCAGCAACAUCUACUCAAAUGAAUGCUCUCAUAUAUUCAGCACAAGCAAUAAUUUAUCAUUGUUACAUCAAGAAUACAGUCGAAAUUCCUAUAAUCAGUUCUUAUUCUAUUCAACUUGUUUCAAAUAAUAUUGCCUCAUCAAAAGGAUCGUUAACCAGUCCUAAUUCUAAUUAUUUCAAAAUCAAUAUCAUGUACAAUAAUAUUACUUCUUCCCAGAUUUCUUUGAUUUCUACAACUGAUUCUUCGUUUGCAAGUGAAACCGGAAUUUCUUUUUCAUACAAUACAUUACAGGGUGGAUCGCAAACUCAAUUUUGUACUCUUGAUCCCAAAUUUUCUUUUUCUUAUUCUAAUUUUGUCCAAAAUUCGAUGUCAAUUUUUGAAUUAAAGCAGAAUUCAGUCAUUUCAAACUGUGUGUUUAUAGGCAAUAACGGAAAAAUUGCAACUUCUGCUGAAUCUCCUUUCGGAUAUCAAUAUACCUUAAAAUUAGUCAAUUGUUUAACGGAUAAGUCCAUUUCUGACUGUGGUGCUGUAACAGGUGACUCAUCACAGUUCGAACAGAGCUCAAUAAGCAGAAUUUUGUUUAAUUAUGCCGAUGAAGAUCCGAAAUGUCCAACAUUACCUCCAACUCCUGGUCCAUCUCCAGUUCCUACAGUAUCUCAAUCCCCAACGCGGUCCCCUCUACCUUCAACUCCCCCUCAAACAGAUAAUUUACCAGAACGUACUCCCUACCCCGAAAGAACACCUGAAGAAACACCUGCUCAAUCUCCUUAUCCUUCACAGUCUCCUCCGCCAACGAAUUCUCCAAAAGCAACAGUUAAUUCGAUCGGAAUUAUUAUUGUUGUUGUUCCUGUACUGUUAUUCAUCAUCAUUAUACCUAUACUUGUAUUGGUCAUCAUCAGACUUGUCAGAGAAAUGAGCAGCAACGAAGCGGCCAAAAAGAACGAUUAUCAGAGGUUCUUCUCUGACGAAGGAAGCUCCAGCAGUGACAGACCAGAUCCACUCGAGUUGAGAAUGUCCAGCAGUGGAAAUGACGGAGAUGACGACGUAUUUGCGAUGUCUCUUGAAGAAAGAGGGAAAUACAUGCCAAAGAAGACAAGUUCUCAGACAAAAGAUGAAAUUAUAUAUGAUUUCAUGAAUGCUUAG